Molecule: messenger RNA, 3288 nt
Organism: Cyphellophora europaea CBS 101466
Lineage: Eukaryota; Fungi; Ascomycota; Eurotiomycetes; Chaetothyriales; Cyphellophoraceae
Exons: 2
Coding region: 1-3288 (1095 amino acids)
Cellular component (GO): membrane
Molecular function (GO): ATP hydrolysis activity; ABC-type transporter activity; ATP binding
Source: RefSeq, a predicted model, not a curated record
AUGCGUCGAGGGCUCCUCUUGCAGCUCACGGCUGGACUGGCUGCCACCUUUGCUACAGCUUUUGACAACAGCACGAGCCCGACCUCCAUGCAGUCGCCCCUGUACGGCGUGUUCGAUGACCGCCCAGACGGUUGCCCACCGUGUCCCCGAUGCUUCGACUGCCAUUACGAUGAAUUCAAGUGUUUACAAUACGGCAAUUGCAGUGCCACCAACGGCAAAUGUAUAUGUCCUCCUGGGUUUGGAGGAGAAGACUGUGCAGAACCUCUCUGUGGCUCUUUGCCGGACGGAAAGAAUAGAUCCCCGCGGGAAGGCGACAAGUGCGAAUGCAAAGACGGCUGGGAAGGCAUCAAUUGCAAUGUCUGUACCGAAAACAGAGCUUGCGAUGCCCUCAUGCCUCUAGGCACUGGCGGCGUCUGCUACAAGCAGGGCGUGGUCGUACAUGAGAAUUACCAGGUGUGCAACGUUACCAACAAGCCGAUUCUUGAUCAGAUCGAUCCGAGGACUGCCCAGGUUACCUUUUCGUGCAACGCAGAAGCCGAAACAUGCAACUUCCAGUUCUGGGUCGACGAGAAAGAGUCAUUCUACUGCGCUCUGGACACCUGUUCCUGGACUGUUCAAGACACCAAUCUCAAGAAUGUUACAAAAUACGAGUGCGAGAAUAUUAAAUGCUCCUGUGUCCCAGAUCGCUUCUUGUGUGGUGAAAAGGGGACGGUCGACAUUGGCGACUUCCUCCAGGAGGAGAUCAAAGGACCGGCCUCCUUGAUCCAGACGCAUACCUAUGGCGGCAACUCCAAAGAUGGCACACGAUUCGAAGAACCCGCCAUGAAUGACCUCAUCUCCCAAAUCUUUGGUGACGAAUAUAUCUCUAUGGAAUGCCGGUCGGGCGAAUGCUUGUACGAGACCGAAGUCCCUGGUUACAGCAAGCCCGUGAAAGAUAUCAACACGCCACUUAUAGCUACCGUGAUUGCAGGCUGUGCACUACUCGUUGUGGCCAUUGUUCUGGUCUCUUGGUAUCUUGCCCGCCGCGCGGCGUACAAGAAAUGGGGAGCGAUUCGCCUUGGUGAAGGCAUGGACGACGAUGCCGCCCGACUUAUGGUCAAUCACAAGCCUAUGGCUUUGCAGUUCGAGGACGUCUCAUACAACCUGAAAGGAAAACAAAUUCUCACUGGUAUUUCUGGCAUCGCCCAGCCUGGACAGAUCAUGGCUGUUAUGGGCGCAUCCGGUGCUGGAAAAUCCACUUUCCUUGACAUACUGGCGCGCAAGAACAAACGUGGGCACACUACCGGCUCAAUGUAUAUCAACGGCGAAAAGAUACUCGACAACGAGUACCGUAAUGUUAUCGGCUACGUUGAUCAGGAAGAUACUCUGAUGCCAACACUGACCGUGCACGAGACCAUCCUCACGAGCGCCUUGCUCAGAUUGCCUGCCGAUAUGGGCCAGCCCGUGAAAGAGCAACGUGUGGUUGAGGUCAUGCAGCAGCUUGGAAUCUACCAUAUCAAAGAUCAGAUGAUCGGGUCUGAAGAAGGUAAAGGCAGAGGCAUCUCAGGCGGCGAAAAGCGUCGCGUCGGUAUCGCAUGCGAGCUCGUCACGAGCCCGUCCAUUCUCUUCCUGGACGAACCCACCAGUGGACUUGAUGCGUUCAAUGCCUUCAACGUUGUCGAGUGCCUGGUUACAUUGGCGAAGACAUACAACCGUACAGUCAUCUUCACGAUUCACCAGCCACGAUCCAAUAUUGUCGCACUUUUUGACCAGUUGGUACUACUAGCCAAGGGUCGCACUGUAUAUUCCGGCCCAUUCUCGGACUGUCAAGCGUACUUCGACUCGAUUGGAUAUACUUGUCCUCCUGGCUUCAACAUUGCCGAUUACCUAGUUGACUUAACCAUGCAUGCAAGUGCUCCUCGGUCACCUCACCCAGAACAGAUCACUCCAGACUUCAGCGAGCGCGACGUUGGGGGCGAUGGACUUCGUACGGAAUCUAGCAGCACCCGUGCAGUCAAAUCCAUUGCAAGUAUCUCCAACGUCAGUGUCGACACUCCUUCAGUGCGUCCUAAGAAUGCUCGCCGUAUUUCUCUGAAGCAGAAGCAAGAUCGUGCUCUGUUCACCAGGAAGCGUACGGGCGACGACGAGACUGGCCCACCAACUCCGCGAACGGACGACGAGGACAACGAUGGGCUCUUGCCAUCCAGUGGAAGCACUCGCAGCUGGCUUCGCCUCGCUAAGCGGGAUGGCCCCAAUCCACCUCAAAUCAUAGAAGAUCCUGACGCCCUCCCGCCGGACGCAAACACGGACUUGGACAUUUUAGUCUCAGGUUUCAAGUCUUCAGACGUGGCUCAAUCAAUGCACAACGAGAUCGAGGCAUCUGUCCAUGCGGCGUCUACUGCCAACGGCCAAACCUCUACAGACAACGGCCAGGCCGUGACGGGUUCUAUCAAGGGCUUCAGGCGCAUCUCCUGGCCCCGGCAGUUUCUUAUCUUGUCACGUCGAACAUGGCGCAAUCUCUACCGCAAUCCCAUGCUCAUGCUCACACACUAUGCGGUUGCGAUCCUGCUCGCGGUGCUCUCCGGCUGGCUGUUCUACGGACUCACCGAUGACAUUGGCGGCUUCCAAAAUCGUCUCGGCCUGUUCUUUUUCCUUUUAGCCCUCUUUGGCUUCAGCACCCUGACAUCGCUCAACACUUUCAGCUCCGAGCGCUCCAUCUUCGUCCGCGAACGCGCUAACGGAUACUACUCGCCCAUCACCUACUUCGCGGCCAAGGUCAUUUUCGACAUGGUACCUCUGCGCCUCAUCCCGCCCAUCAUCAUGGGCAUGAUCGUCUACCCAAUGUCCGGCCUAUUGCCCAAGUGGAGUGUCUUCCUCACCUUCAUCCUCAUCCUGGUGCUCUUCAACCUCGCAGCCGCUGCUAUCUGCCUCUUCAUUGGCAUCGUCUUCCGCGACGUCGCCGUCGCCAACCUGAUCGGGAGUCUGGUCAUGCUCUUCAGCUUGCUGUUCGCCGGCCUGCUACUUAAUCUCAACCACGACACCGUGCAGACGGCGGCUGGCUGGCUUCAAAUGUUAUCGAUCUUCCACUACGGCUACGAAGGCCUCAUCGUCAACGAAGUCGCCAAACUUCGCCUCAAAGACCACCGCUACGGCCUCGACAUCGAGGUCCCAGGCGCCUCCAUCCUGUCCGCCUUUGGCUUCGACAACCUCGCCCUCUGGAAGGACGUCAUCGGCCUCGCCAUCUUCGGCGGCUCCUUCAUUGUCAUUGCCUAUAUUGCCAUGCAUUUCUUGCUGGUGGAGAAACGAUAG